Cylindrotheca closterium is the source of this 2475-nucleotide messenger RNA. The record is from the annotation of a GenBank genome assembly. NCBI's taxonomy places the organism in Eukaryota, Bacillariophyta, Bacillariophyceae, Bacillariales, Bacillariaceae.
AUGGCAAAGCUAGCAGCACCGGCAAGGGACGCUGCCGACAUUGUGGAUGCCAUGGACAACCUUGUGGUGGUGGACGACGACGAAAAAAAGGACGACGCCGAGGCUGACUUUGACGAGUUUGGAGCCGCCAAGGCCUUGCAAGGAGAAACGGUGCUGGAAGCUCAAGUGGCUGCCGUCGAUGAAGUCAUUGCGUUGGCGGAUUCUGCCGGUGCGGUCCAAUUGGCCGAAAAAGCUGCGACCAUUGCCGAAGAAGUCAUUCCCACACUCGAAAAGGAAAACCGCAACAAGUUUGUUUCCCCCAAAGAUUUCGAGUUGCUCAAAGUGAUUGGCAUGGGUGCCUUUGGCAAGGUUUUGCAGGUUCGAAACAAGACGAGCGGCCAAAUUCUUGCCAUGAAGGUCAUUUCAAAACGACUGAUUCGACGCAAGGCAGGCUACAUUGAAAACAUUCAGGCCGAGCGGAACAUUUUGACCCGUGUGAAUCAUCCCUUUGUCGUCAAGAUGCAUUGUUCCUUUCAAACCAAGGAGAAACUCUUUUUGAUUAUGGAUUUCUUGGCGGGUGGAGAAUUGUUUUUAAGACUGGGUCGAGAAGGAAUCUUUCUCGAAAAGGAUGCCGCCUUUUACUUGGCCGAGAUUAUUCUGUCAUUGGAUCAUUUGCAUGCCCUUGGGAUCCUGCACCGAGAUUUAAAGCCAGAGAACAUACUGUUGUGCAAUGAUGGACAUAUUUGUUUGACGGAUUUUGGAUUGGCCAAGGAUUUUGGGCCCAAUUGGACGGAUCAGGAUGGCGGGAAUGACAGAGCAAGUACCAUUUGUGGAACUCAAGAAUACAUGGCACCAGAAAUGGUGGCUCGAAAGGGGUAUGGAAAAGCGGCCGACUAUUGGAGUUUGGGUUGCAUUGCCUAUGAAAUGUUAAAUGGAUUGCCUCCCUUUUCGAGCAAACAAGGCUCGAAAGAACUCUUUCGGAAAAUUAUGCAAGAAAAGGUCAAAAUGCCACCAGGCUCGACGGCGGCUGCCUGCAAACUCUUGAAGGGACUCUUGAAUCGAAAUCCCGAUGCUCGAUUGGGAUGUGCGCGAUCGACCAUGUUUGAAGUGGGAGGAGUGGCCGGACUCAAACAAGCACCCUUUUUCAGCAAGAUUGACUGGGGCAAAUUGGAAAAGAAGGAAAUGGAACCACCUUAUAAAUUAACGGUCGACAAUGACUUGGAUUUGCAGCACUUUCACGAAGAGUUUACCAACAUGCCACUUCCAAGAUCCGUCAAGUUAAUGUCCCUAUCGGAUGAUUUGCCGGCUAGAAUUAAAUCGAGUCAUUUUCGGGGUUUUUCCUUCAUUCAAGAUGAAUUUGUUUUGCCCGAACGGGAUUCGGCCACCAUGGACAAUUAUUGGAAUAAGGAAGAAGAGGAAGGAGAAUCUGAUUCCGAAAUAGCUUCGAGUAAAUGUGAUUUGGAAGACAUGCCAGAAGCAGAACCGGAAAAGAAGAAGCGACCACCCCGCAAACGCAAAAAGAAGAAAAAGAAUGCUGAAACGACGUCGGUGGAUUCGGCGCCAUCGGAAACAGGAGACGCCGCAGCAACAACAACUAUUGCAGCAGACAAGAAGAUCAACAACAGUACCAAUCACAUUCAGACACCACCGCCAUUCGCUACACCAGCAGCAGCUCCAAUGGAGGCAAGGCCAACAGUGGCAGUCACUCCUGCUGUUAUUAAUUCUACGCCACCACCACAAAAACCAACACCUCAACCCAAGCCAGUAUGGCAAUCGGUGGCUCAACCUUCCGGAACCAAAAAGAACGCACAGACAGCACCAACACAGCAAGCUGCGAGAAAAGUGGUGGGCAUGAAUCCGACCGCCAAUGCUUACAAACCGACUCCAACGAAAGGAACAACUUCAUCUUGGAAUACGACGACUCCACAAGCUAGAGCUAUUUCACAGACGUCUUCUUGGGGGAAACCAGGUACUACACCGUCGCCUGCUUCUACUUUCACCACGCAACAACGCCCCGUCGCGACUCCGCAACAACGCACUACUACACCACAAUCCAGACCAGCACCAGGUUCUUGGGCUGCCCGUCUGGGUAACACUCCAUCUUCGGUCACUGCCGAACCAUCUUAUACUCCUCCUCCUCCGCACUAUCCUCCUCCCUCCUAUUCCAGCCCUGCCAAGUCAUCUUCCAAAACAAUGCCACCACCAUCGCCGUCGAGCGAUUGGCGCUCGCAAGCGAGUCCACUGAUUCAACGGGCUAUCAAACGAUCCAGCAAUCCAACAACAGCACAACCGUCGCCACAACAACAACAACAACAACAACAACAACAACAACAACGAUCCAACAAUUUGUUUCCCAAUGCUAAGCCCUCCAGUGGUGGUCCUCCUCCUUCUGCUCCGAGUUGGCCAACCUUGGGUGGUGGCAAAGGUCCAGCAGCAGCAGCAGCUCCUGUUGCUGCUCCCAAGAAACAGCUCAUUGGAGCUUGGGCCGCCAGAUAA